Messenger RNA from Mya arenaria, 825 nucleotides. Its product is annotated as histidine-rich glycoprotein-like. NCBI's taxonomy places the organism in Eukaryota, Metazoa, Mollusca, Bivalvia, Myida, Myidae. The transcript has a single exon. The record is from RefSeq and is a predicted model, not a curated record. Bases 1 to 825 code for a protein of 274 amino acids.
AUGUCGUGCCACGCCAAAACACACCAACCACACCACAUCACAUCCCGCCAUGCCACACCACACCAUGCCAUGCAAUGCCACCCCACCCAACCCCACACCACCCCAACACACACCACACCACGCCACGUCACGCCACACCACACCAUGCCAUGCCAUGCCAUGCCACACCACCCAACCCCACCCCACCCCACCCCACCCCACGCCACGUCACGUCACGUCACGCUACGUCAUGUCACGCCACGCAUCGCACGCCAUGCCAUGCAAUGCCAUGCCACACCAUGUCACGCCAAACCUCGCCACGCAACACCACGCCACGCAACACCACAUCACGCCACACCACACCAAACCACGCCAUGCCUAGCCAACCUACGCCAUGUCAAGCCACACCACACCACACCACGCCAUGUCACGCCACACCACACCACACCACGCCACGCCACGUCACGUCACGCCACGCCACGUCAUGUCACGCCACGCCACACCAUGCAAUGCCAUGCCACACCAUGUCACGCAAAACCUCGCCACGCAACACCACACCACGCCACACCACAUCACGCCACACCACACCACACCACGCCAUGCCAAGCCAAACUAUGCCAUGUCACGCCACACCACACCAUACCACGCCAUGUCACGCUACACCACACCACACCACGCCAUGCCAAGCCAAACUACGCCAUGUCACGCCACACCACACCAUACCACGCCAUGUCACGCCACACCACACCACGCCAUGCCACGCCAAACCACACCACACCACACUUCCAUACCAUACCGUACCGUACUGUACAGUACCGUAGCGUACCAUACAAUAUCAUACCAUAA